Messenger RNA from Colletotrichum navitas, 360 nucleotides. RefSeq lists its product as uncharacterized. Bases 121 to 324 code for a protein of 67 amino acids. The record is from RefSeq and is a predicted model, not a curated record. The transcript has a single exon. Lineage: Eukaryota; Fungi; Ascomycota; Sordariomycetes; Glomerellales; Glomerellaceae.
AGGUAGUGUGAUGGAGAAGUGGGUUGGACUCUUGAAGUGGAGGUGGUCGUUCAUCCAAGCAUUUACGGCGACCCAUGGCCAGGGCAUGAGAACGCCCAUAUUUCAUGGGACUUAUUGUUAAUGAUGGUCAGCUGCCCGCUCACCCCGUCUCCGGCACACACCUUGGAUGUUCCGGAUGCGACUAACGGAGAGAUCGGAAAACGGCGAUCUGCCUCUUACAGUCCGCGCCGCCUGAGCGAACGGACAGAACGGAUAAGAUCUGCUUCUGACCUGAAGGGCCGAGGGGAUAGCGGCAGACUAGACGGUCAAGCAAAUCUUAUGUGAACCAAUUUGCUUUCAGUCGGCCUGAAGCAACAGGGC